UCCUGUCAAUAGUCAUGGUUUUAUUCAUGGCUCAUAUCAAUGCUAUUACUGACAACGAAGCAGAAGAAGAAGAAAAAGACCUGCCUUCUGCUGAAAGUGAACUGUCUUCUUUACAAGGAUUGGGCCGGUUCCUCCUGGCCAAGGACAAGCCAAAGAACCUCAAAUGCAACAAGAACCCGAGAAUUUGCCAGGCUAAGGGCAGCCCGGGGCCCUCCUGUUGCAAGAAGAAAUGUGUUGAUGUGAGGACAGACCGCCUCAACUGCGGUCUCUGUGGGAAGAAGUGCAAGUACAAUGAGACAUGUUGUGAGGGGAAAUGCGUCAACCUGGCGUUCAACAAGAAGCAUUGCGGACGUUGCAACAACAGCUGCGGAAAUGGUGAUUUUUGUACACAUGGUCUGUGCAGUUAUGCUUAGAAACAUUAACAUUCAGUCGUCCACUAUAAGCUUAUGUUCUUCUCAUUUCUUGAAAAUAGU
Messenger RNA from Magnolia sinica, 473 nucleotides. Its product is annotated as stigma-specific STIG1-like protein 1. The transcript has a single exon. Bases 15 to 413 code for a protein of 132 amino acids. The record is from RefSeq and is a predicted model, not a curated record. NCBI's taxonomy places the organism in Eukaryota, Viridiplantae, Streptophyta, Magnoliopsida, Magnoliales, Magnoliaceae.